This is a messenger RNA of Phlebotomus argentipes, 1154 nucleotides long. Its product is annotated as inositol monophosphatase 1-like. Gene Ontology annotation, biological process: phosphatidylinositol phosphate biosynthetic process; inositol metabolic process; signal transduction. The record is from RefSeq and is a predicted model, not a curated record. The coding region runs from base 200 to 1033 and encodes 277 amino acids. Lineage: Eukaryota; Metazoa; Arthropoda; Insecta; Diptera; Psychodidae. Gene Ontology annotation, molecular function: inositol monophosphate 1-phosphatase activity. The transcript is spliced from 3 exons.
CGGGCGCUCUUACGUCUGUUCUUCGGCAAGCAUGCUUGUUUCACGGCAUUUGACGUUUAUCUCACUUUUUAUUUUGAGCACACACGCUCGCUUUGUGGAAAAUUCAACACACAAAAAUCGUCCCAGUUCAUUCGGUCCUCAGUCAUCUGCCGAAAAGCAUAUUUUGUAAAUUAGUGCUGCUCCGAUUCAACCACACCGAAUGGCUUCUGAUCGGGAUUGGGAUUUGUGCUGGGAGACGGUAAACAAACUCGUCGACGAAGCUGGAAAACUUAUCGCUGCCCGGAAUUCGGGAUCCAAGACUGUUGCUGAGAAGACGGAUGACAUUGACUUGGUUACGGAGACGGACCAGCAGGUUGAGAAGCUCCUGGUCGAUGGACUCCACGAGAAGUUUCCCUCCCACAAAUUCAUUGGCGAGGAGGCUUUCGGGGAAGGUCGGAAAUCUCUGCUGACAGACGAUCCCACUUGGAUUAUUGAUCCUGUGGAUGGAACCAUGAAUUUCGUGCACAGUUACCCGCAAUCUUGCGUAUCCAUUGCACUGUGGGUGAACAAAUCCGCCGAACUGGCCGUUGUCUACAAUCCUGUCUUCAGCCAAAAGUUCACAGCUCGUCGCGGCCAAGGCGCUUACUUCAAUGGUCAGAAGAUAACCGUUUCCGGUCAGAAAGCUCUCAACAAAGCUUUAAUAACCACCGAAUUCGGCACCAGCCGCGAAACCGACAAGGUUCGCGUGACGCUUGAAAAUCUGGCCAAGGUUGUCCCUGCGGUUCACGGGAUUCGCGUCACCGGUUCCGCUGCCCUCAAUAUGUGCAUGGUCGCCCAGGGAGCGGCGGACCUCAACUGGGAGUACGGACCUCACGCCUGGGACAUGGCGGCUGGCGACUUGAUCGUCCGCGAAGCCGGCGGCGUCACUAUGGAUCCAGCCGGUGGCCCGCUGGACAUCAUGUCAAGGCGCGUUCUGGCCGCGAGUUCUCGCGAACUGGCAGAGGACUUCAUCAAGCUGCUGACGCAGUUCUAUCCACAGCCCAGAGACGAUUGAUGAGGCCCGUGAAAUUUCGUCGCCAUCACUCUCAUUGAUGUCGGAUUGUAUCUAAUUUAUUACUCAUUGUUUCAUGUUUCCUGCAUGUGUCGAGUUUGCGUAGAAUAAACAAUUGAAUUGA